Messenger RNA from Bemisia tabaci, 790 nucleotides. RefSeq names its product Late endosomal/lysosomal adaptor, MAPK and MTOR activator 2 (gene Lamtor2). Lineage: Eukaryota; Metazoa; Arthropoda; Insecta; Hemiptera; Aleyrodidae. Gene Ontology annotation, molecular function: molecular adaptor activity; guanyl-nucleotide exchange factor activity. The record is from RefSeq and is a predicted model, not a curated record. Gene Ontology annotation, biological process: positive regulation of TOR signaling.
AGCCUCUUAUCAAAAAAGCAAGCAUAGCAUAGUAGUAGUGUAAUGUUGUAUUAUCAAUUUAAAAGUGUCAAAUGCAUGCUUUGGUUGUGACUCAUCAUUUGAUUUUAAGAAAAACGCUCACACUAUCGUUUUCCCCAGUUAUUCUUUAAGAAAAUGUCUUUCUCUGUGUAAACCUUAUUCUCUUUUGCGCACCGAAGUGUGUGCAAAGGUAACUCAUCACUUUUUAGCAAUCUCAUUUCGAACAGACGAACAGUUUCUAUUCGCCUCAUUUUUAUCGCAGGUGCUGUAUUGUAAGAUGCUUCGACCUAAGGUCUUGUCUCAGGUUUUAAGUCAGGCUAACACUGGAGGAAUUGAAAAUACCAUGCUUCUCAACCUAGAAGGGGCUUUACUAGCAUACAGUGGUUUCGGAGAUAAUGAUGCCACAGUGACAGCUGCCAUCGCUAGCAAUUUGUGGUCAAUUUAUGAAAAAAAUGGAAGAUCUGCCCUUAAAGAGGACAACCUGAAGAUUCUGCUCAUUGAGUGUAAUGAAGGUAAAGUGGCAAUUACGCAGGUGGCCAAUCUGCUUCUAUGCCUUUAUGCGAAGCAACCGAUUGGAUUUGGAAUGCUCCGUGAGAAAGCCCAAAUUCUGGCUGAUUAUCUUGAUGGACCUCUGAAAUUGAUAGUUACCUCGUGAUUUUUAAUGUUUGCUUAUUUCCUAAGUUUUCUCUUUUUUUUCUUAUGUCUUGAUCCGUUUUGUCUUUGUUCUAUUUUAUAUUUAAAUAAAGAAGAAUAAUUAUUUUUUAAUGUAGAA